AUGUCGGUGGUACACGAGCAGACCGUCUACGUGCUCGCGCACUACGACCACGCCGCCGGCGCGGCGACCAUCUGCGGCGUGUUCGCGGAGCUGCAGGAUGCCAACGCCGAGUGCCUGCAGCUGGCGCGGCGCGCGGGCAUCACGCUCACCAACGAGUCGUCGACGACGGGGCCCGACGGCAUGCACCUGUCUCCGGUCGAGCCGCUGCGCUGGGACGCGCCCGAGGGGGUGUCGUGCUGGGUCGAGGCGCACGCGGUGAAGCCCACGCGCGUCGUCAAUGCCUGA
Messenger RNA from Purpureocillium lilacinum, 285 nucleotides. RefSeq lists its product as uncharacterized. The record is from RefSeq and is a predicted model, not a curated record. NCBI's taxonomy places the organism in Eukaryota, Fungi, Ascomycota, Sordariomycetes, Hypocreales, Ophiocordycipitaceae.